Molecule: messenger RNA, 1265 nt
Organism: Myxocyprinus asiaticus (Chinese sucker)
Lineage: Eukaryota; Metazoa; Chordata; Actinopteri; Cypriniformes; Catostomidae
Exons: 1
Source: RefSeq, a predicted model, not a curated record
UUUCAGACCCGUACCAUCGAACGUGACUUAGCCUGCAGAUCAUAUGCACAAGAUUUAUUUACUGCUGCUAGACAAGAAAUUUUAGACCUCAAUCUCCACAAGACACCUAGACAUGUUCUAAAUGAUCUAAUAGAAAUCUUAAAUUUUAUCAGAUGGCAUGCUUCAGACAAAAUGAAAAAUAUAAAUUAUUCUGAGUUAUUAACCAUCAUUAUGAUGUACACUGAAAAUGAAUGCAUUGGUUGUCUUGGGUUUUUUGCCACCUUUCCUUUAAUCCAUCCUGACCAAGUAUUUCCAAAUUCCACUACCAUACGCUCUAUUGGUGUCGUAGUGAAUGAUCAGAUCAUCAAAUGGGACCACCUUACUGGGUACAUGACCUUGAGGGGUACUGAGACCUUAUUUACCAGUCGCACUUGCUGUCAUGAAACUCAUAACUAUGUUGUUUGUACAUGUAACACCUUACAAACUUUUUCUCCUAAUGACACUAAACUCAUAAAUGUUCAGUUGCUGCAUGGUCAUCCUGAUACCAUUCAGGUAUCUCACACACAAUGGUGUGUAGUCAGUGAAAUGAAUUCCUUCACCUAUGGGGGAUUGUCCUGCUCUGCCAAUCACUCUUUUUGUCUAGAGGUAACAGAGGACUUUUCCAUGGGACAGACAAACAUUCUGGGGAAAGUACCACUGGACGCAGAGGCUUCGCCAUGGUGGGAUGACACCUUCUAUGAGCAAAGCACCCAAGCUGUGGUCGACACAAUGGAACUGGCACAAAGAAUCAUCCAACAAACUGAGUACCACCUUGCUCAAGCACAGGUGGAGGCUAACCUAGCCCGAAAGACUGCAAAAAUCUUGUCCUGCUCAUCCACCCGCUCUGCACAAUACGCCUACACCUGGUGGGACUGGAUAAUCCGUGGAUGUGCGGUGGGCUGUGCUCUAAUCUUCACUUUUACACUGGCCCAGUGCUGUUACUUCCGGUACCUCAUCCGAUCCAUGAGAAGGUCAACUGAAGUUGCUCUGGCUCUUAGCACAUUACAACUGUACACACUUCAGCGACUGAGAUAACAAAUAAAAUAAAAAGGACACAAUGACCCCACAGGGACUCUUCUGGAAUUGUCCCCGGGGGCCAAGCGGAGGAAACUGUAAGGCUGGCACCAGAAUGUCUACAACCAAAAGGCGCCAUUUCCGGUAAAAGUCAAAGAACUCCGCGAAAAUCAACGUCAUAGAACUCUCUCACAAAAGCUCAAAUCUACACCUGAAUAUCACCACGUGUGAUA